This is a messenger RNA of Amorphotheca resinae ATCC 22711, 501 nucleotides long. RefSeq lists its product as hypothetical. The record is from RefSeq and is a predicted model, not a curated record. The transcript is spliced from 3 exons. Gene Ontology annotation, molecular function: carbon-sulfur lyase activity. The coding region runs from base 1 to 501 and encodes 166 amino acids. Lineage: Eukaryota; Fungi; Ascomycota; Leotiomycetes; Helotiales; Amorphothecaceae.
AUGGAUGUCUCAUGCCAGUGCGGCGCUAUCUCCUUCAAGACGCCCCUCCCAAAGCCUCUGGCGGUCUACAUCUGCCACUGCGAUGAAUGCCGUCGCCAAUCCUCAUCCGCUUUCGGCUGUUCUGCUAUCUUUCCAAAGUUUCCCUUGCCCUGUAAAGAUAUGUUGUCUUGCUAUUCAAGACCAACUACAACAGGUCAUCAAUUGAACUGUUAUUUCUGCAGAAACUGCGGCACGCGUGUGAUUCACAGCACGCCCGGCAAAGAUGUGGUCUCUGUCAAGGGCGGUUGUAUCCAAGGUUUGGAUUGGAAAUCUGCCAGACACAUCUGGUGCAAGAGAGCUAUGGUGCCUAUUCCUGAAGGGGUGGAGCGGGAUGAAGAGGAGCCGAGUGAAGAUCUGUACGGUGAUGCAGUUGGUAGUGGUGGCUCCAGAAAUGACCUGCUGAAGGGGGUUUGGGGUAAGCUUAAGGGCAAGAAGCCUAGUGAUGGUGGUUCGGCAAGUUGA